AUGUCCGAUCCCACAUCCGUCGCAGGUACUGCCGUAGGUGUCGCGUCACUUGGCCUCCAGGUCUGUGACAAGAUCGUGUCAUAUUGCCAAGCAUGGAGAGGAUUCGAUAGAGACAUUCAGACGUUAUCCCAAAAGGCUGAUGGACUCCGUAUUCCCCUACAAUGGCUACGUGGGCUUCUUGCAAACUUCCAAGCGAUAGACAUUGCGAUAUCCAAGGAUAUUGAAGAGAAGCUGCAACAGAUCGAGGAAGUGAGCAAAAGACUCAAAGAGGCUAUAGCUCAGUUUGCCUCGAAAGGAUCUGGUAAUACGGCUGCUAUUCGUGCUCAGUUCAAAAAAGCGACAUAUCCAUUCCGCAAGGAUGGCUUGCGCGACAUGUCGAGUGACUUGGAUAGCUUACAUCUGAGUUUGCACACCGUUCUGCAUGCAACCAUCACUUACUCGCCCAAAUCACAGAUCGACACAUCAGCUUCACUCACAAAUCAAUUUCAAGAGACACAACAAAAAUACAACGAAGGCAUAUUCUCAUUCGGUCCGCAUGUUGAGGCUGGCGAUCAAUUUCACGCUCCUUUACGAGACGGACGCUCCAGCCGUGUGCUGGAAACCUUGCAAACGUUUGCCAAUGAAACUAGGCGGAAAUUUCCAAAUGAUAUGGAAGACCUUGUUACAGCCACCAUAAUGCAGAUCCAAGAGAUAUUUGAUCGUGGUGAGGCAACGCCUUCCGACAUAUAUAUAAACUCCUACUUGACAGCGCAAGAGAUCUCGAUUUUGGAUUACACAUGCAUGGGGUUAGGUUACGGCUCGUUUAUUGCCUCGUCGAGGUUACUUCAAUUUUUAGUUGAUUGCGGAGCGAGUCCUGCUCGAAUUGAUGGCCCCGACACUCCUUACAUUUCGAUGCUGCUAAGUUUGACUGGUUUGCUUCAAGGAGAGCAUCAGAUUGGUGGUCAUCUGUUUGAUCUCUAUGGCUCUAAUCUUCAACCUCCCGGGUCUUUAGCCCAGAAAGAAGGAUUUCGGUGGUUUAUUCGCCAAAAUCACGACAACAUCAAUAUCCCAGAUAUUGCUAAGGCCAUUAUGAGGGAAUCAGAGUCCGAUCUGAAAGAAGCUAUGAAGGCGAAGUCUUUUUUGAUCAACGACAGAAUUGGCGCCUGCUCCUUGCUUGACAUAGCAUUUGGUUGGCCAAGAGGGAUACAGAUACUAUUGGAAGCAGGGGCUGACGCUCAUGACUACGCAAUCCGCUUUGUCGAAGAUACCGAGUCUAAGAUCACCUAUGAUUCGGUAAAGAUUCUGCUUCAAGCUGGGUGCAAAUUCAGCUUCGUUGAUAUCGAACAAUGCAACCAAGUUCCGAAUGGAGGUAAUAUAAGAUCUCUCCUCAUAGGGGAGUUGAUCAAACGACUAAAGGGGUUGUGGAAGCUGGCAAAAUGUCAUUUGCCCUCUGAGGAAAUUCCUGCACUAUUCAUGAACCGGGACGGGGAUUCGAAAAACCUCGUAAUCUUUGAUGUAUGGACGACUCAAAUUCACUCCAGGCUUACACAAAACGGUACCAUAAUCGAUUCAUCUUUGCGAACCCCACACUUUAAUCCCUGGAGCUCAGUUUAUCAUUAUCCAUUGUUUUCGGUCCAAACACUGCAGGUUCUCUAUGACUUCGGGUUCCGAGGAGUCAAUGAGCCGGAUCAGGAUGGGAUGCUACCUUUGAUUAGUCAUGGACGGGGACUACGCUAUCUCGGGCAAGAAGUAGCCAGGCAAGUGAUGGAUCGGAUAUCCUGGUUGAUCUCAAAAGGCGCAGAUCCCAACAGACCAGUCCCCGGAACAUGCUCAACUGUUGCCCAUAAUCUUACAUAUUGGAUCUUCGGCUUCAUUGAUAACGCAUUUUGGUCUCCGACAGAGCCUCCCUGGCUAUUCUUGAAAGAAUGGAAUAGAUGGAAAGCCAUGAUUUUGGAGCGAACCAAAUCGUUCGCUAUCACUCCUUCGUCCGCGGAUGAAUGUAUCUGCGCAUGUUCCCCCAGUGGAUGCAACACUAUAUCAUUAUUGCUGCGUCAAGCAUUUAAGUGUCUUUACUAUAGACCUUCAGAUUCACACGAAGAUCUUGGCUUCUGGCUCCGAGAAACGGUAGCCUUUGUCCUGAUAUGGAUCGGAGAAAGUCGGAAGGUGUGCCAGGAAAUCAUCCGGUUCUUCACAUUUGACGCACUAAGCUUGACGCACGUUUGUUGCGUCGAUGAAUGGAACCGUCACUUUUGUUGUUCUAGGCUUCAAACCAGAAACAGGCGAGAAGUGGAAGAAAUCCUCGACGAAGAAAAGCUGGGAGUCGGGAAUCUUGAAAAGCUGGUGGCAGAGGUCAACGAGAAGUUUGAUGAGCUUGGAUUCCCAAUCAUUGUUUUUUUGCAAGGACACUGGUACUCUCGCAUCGUUGAGUUCCUAUCCGAGCGCGAUCCAUAUGAUGAAGAGCACCACGUUGAGUUGGGGAAAAUUGGGGUGAAGUUGGAAGCGGAGGAAUGGGUUUUACCUGACAGGGUCGCUCUGCUGAUUCGACCUAACGUGGAAGAAAUCGUGGACGCUUGA
Messenger RNA from Penicillium subrubescens, 2553 nucleotides. RefSeq lists its product as uncharacterized. Lineage: Eukaryota; Fungi; Ascomycota; Eurotiomycetes; Eurotiales; Aspergillaceae. The transcript is spliced from 5 exons. The coding region runs from base 1 to 2553 and encodes 850 amino acids. The record is from RefSeq and is a predicted model, not a curated record.